AAUUGUAGAUAAUAUAAAUUGUAGUUCUAAUGUAUUUUCAAUGCUAAUAUUUUUUAUCAGUAUUUAAUUGAAUUAAUACAAUAAUCGUAAAGCACUUUAUUAGAUUAAUAAUUUUCUAGUUCAAAAUGUAUUUCAAGAAAUAUUAGCAAGAUGUUUAACAAGUCCUAUGAAAAAAUAUACUUAUUCUGCGUGUCAAAUAAUAUUUUUGUUAACUUACCGCACAAGGUUCACUUCAUGAAAAAUUAUGAAGACAAAACAAUUUAUUAUUCAGAAGAACCAAUAUUGAAUAGAAGAAGCACUUACUACGUGUCACCUCAAUCAGUCAAGAGUAAUACACCAGAUAAGGAAUACUACAAAUUUGUUUUGUAUUCGACUGCUGAUGAAAAUCAUUGAUGACCGUUAUCAUGAUCUCAUUGCCACAAUUUUUUAAAUAACUUGGUUACAUAAAAGGAACGAAGAGUGGAACGAGUUCUUAUUUUGGAGGAACUGGAUCUGGAACAAGUUCCUUCUUAAUAUAAAGAACUAGGAUCUGGAACGAGUUCAUAUUUUAGAAAAUGAACGGGGAACGGAACGAGUUCCAUUUAAAAAGGAACUUUCCCAACACUGCCAUUUAGCGUUAAUUGAUAAAAUAAUCAUAUUUAUAAAUCUUUAUUAUAUAAAAUGGUAUUAUAAUGAAAAACUGAAUAUAUUUUUAUUGAGAGCAUUUCAUUACUUGAUAUUUGUGUGUGCUAUUGAAUCAAAAAACAAAAUUGAUAUUGAAAAAAAUUAACUGCUAUUGUUAUUCCACUGUACUAUUCAAAUGUUUAGUACUCUAUCACUGAAUGACUAGUUUUGAUGAUUUUAAUUAAAUAUAAUCAUUUAUAAUAUUUUUUAAAGGUUCAGUUAAAUUAUUAUUAAAUUAAGCUCGGGUUAGAACUCUGGAAAAAUUAUAAAAAUGAUUAUACGUCAUACAAGAUUCAAAAAAUAUUAUACAUCUAGAUUGUUGAAUCAAUUAAAAAAAUGUGAAAGUUAUUUCAUAUUGUAGUUAUUUUAUGAUUCAAAUAAUUUUGUCAACAAAAUCAAAUAAAUAUUUUAUUUAUGUGUAGCAUAAACUCAUAUAUUCACAGUUUUGACUCAGUUUUUGGGAAUACCAUCUAAUUAUUAUUUAGUUUUUUAUUGUUAUACUGAAAAAGAUUGAUUCAUUUAAUUAGAAAACAAUGAAAAAUAAAUAUUUUAAAUAAUUUUUGGUUAUUAAUUUUUUUUACGUUACAUACACUUUGUUUUAUAAAUAAGUUUCAUACAUUCACUUAUAUUAAUAUUAUUAAUUAAUUAAUAUUAAUAAUUAUUUUAAAUGUCUACACUUAUUUUAAUAGUACAGUAAUUAUAAAAUUUAUUUUAAAUAUCAAUAUAUGUUUUUAUUAAUUUGCAGGUCGAGCAUUAGAGAGAAAUAUGUCUGAUUGGGAAAGAG
Molecule: messenger RNA, 1447 nt
Organism: Daktulosphaira vitifoliae (grape phylloxera)
Lineage: Eukaryota; Metazoa; Arthropoda; Insecta; Hemiptera; Phylloxeridae
Exons: 3
Coding region: 151-393 (80 amino acids)
Source: RefSeq, a predicted model, not a curated record